UCCUACGUCAUCACAUGGCGAUUACAUUUUGUAAACAGUCAGCAGCAGUUCGUAGGGAGAAAGAAAGAAGCCAUGGAUGAUCUUGUGAAGGUUCACGGGGGCGGCGGUUAUGACUCUGACUUCAGUGAUGAAGGUGGACAGGGAGAGUCCUCACAGAGAGGCCUUAAAAGGAAACAUGAGGAGGAAAUCUUACAGAAGCCGUUUCAGAAAGGUCGCCACUCUAAGGUGGCUCACCGCAGCUUGCACUCAAAUGAAGUGGACAGAGAAGAAGCCCGGAACAGACGAGCCCAUCUGAUAUCCAUGAACGCUUUUGAGCGGCACAAGAAGUUUGUCGGUGAUUACAUACUGUACUACGGAGGACAGAUGGUUGACUUCAAGCGCUCAGCAGUCAAGGACAAAACAGAUCUAGACGUGCUGCGUGAAAACCAUCGUUUCCUCUGGAGGGAUGAGGACGAGGAGGACAUGACAUGGGAAAAAGAAUUGGCCAAAAAGUAUUAUGACAAGCUGUUUAAAGAAUACUGCAUAGCUGACCUCAGCAGAUACAAGGAAAACAAGUUUGGAUUUCGAUGGCGGACAGAGAAUGAAGUUGUCGCUGGAAAAGGUCAGUUCCAGUGUGGAAACAAACGCUGCGAGAAGGAGGAAGGCCUCAAAAGCUGGGAGGUGAAUUUUGCCUACGUUGAACACGGGGAGAAGAGAAACGCACUGGUCAAACUCAGACUUUGCCCUGAAUGCUCUUUCAAACUCAACUACCAUCACAAGAGGAAGGAGGUGAAAGCAAAACCAAAGACUAAAAUGCUCUUGGAUCAGAACCAGAAGCCAGCGAAAGCAAAAACAAAGAAGAAAAAGAGAUCGUCGUCACAUUCGAAGAAGCACAAACACAAGAAGCACCGAGAUCGCUCCACCUCUUCCAGCAGCUCAGAGGAAUUGCAAAACUCGGAUAAAGACUCUGACGCUGGGGAUGAGCCAGAGGACCAAUCAGAAGGCGACCACUGGCGAGGACCUGCCCCUGCAGUGGAGGAAAAGUCGAGGGAGGAAGAGUUUGAUGAGUACUUUGAAGACAUGUUUCUUUGAAUCCGCUGGUAUCAGUGGCUUCCCUGCUGUGACUACACUUCUGUGUGUCUUCUGAAUACUUAAAGGUGUUCUGUUUGAGUCUUGACUGUAUGUAGGUUUAUUUCACUGCGAGUUCCAUUACUGCCAAUGAAAUAAACAUCGUGUUUACAUGGCCUGUCCCUGUCACCUUCUCUUUAUAUCUGUUUUUGUUUUUAAUGUUGCAAAUUUUACCAUUUUAGUGUCCCUUUUUACGACCCAGCACACAGAGGAAAUACUCUUUUUCUUUUCAGCCGUGGAGCUUGCCCCUUGCUUAUGAUGCAUAACUUAAUUAAGUCUUAAUUCAAUAACCUUGUCCCCAUGUCCCAUUUGCAACUAAACCUGCAUAUAUGAUUGUUUUGUGAAGUGUUGCAUAAGAGUCAAACCUUCUGCUCUUUAAAAAAAAAGGAUUAUCUUUAACUGCAGAGGGGAACUACAUGUUGCUGGGGAUUAAAGACCUUGGCUUAAAUAAAGACAAUUACCACAUA
Pelmatolapia mariae (spotted tilapia) is the source of this 1574-nucleotide messenger RNA. It is a transcript of the gene fra10ac1, whose product is annotated as FRA10A associated CGG repeat 1. The coding region runs from base 73 to 1071 and encodes 332 amino acids. NCBI's taxonomy places the organism in Eukaryota, Metazoa, Chordata, Actinopteri, Cichliformes, Cichlidae. The transcript has 14 exons. The record is from RefSeq and is a predicted model, not a curated record.